AGGCCCUUUUCAGUUUACUUAUUGCACACGUUCGUAUUAUAACUGUUCGCGGGAUAGUAGUGUUAGUGUUUGUCCGUGUGAUCCUAAUCUGCAUGUUCUUUCAGAGUUUUUGUUUUCAAACCUCCAAACAACUUUGUAAAUUACGAAUGAGCCUGUACACAGUUUCUCCAUUGAAACUCGGAGUUGAAGUUAAUGGAAUAGAUUUGAAGAAAGAAAUCCCAUACGAAGUGGUUCAGCAGAUUAAAGCAGAUGUGACCAAACAUCGAGUAAUGGUUUUCAGAGGCCAAGGAAUUGUUGAAGGCAAAAGGCAUAUUCAAAUAAGUCAGUGGUUUGGAGAACUUGAAUCAACUUUUUACAGACAUUCUAAGUCUCCUGAUUUGGAUAUCUUCAGAGUCUCUAAUGUCUCAUCAGAGGGGUGUACAAAUGUUGGUCGAACUGGAUGGCAUAUUGAUGGAAGUUUCAUGAAAGCACCAUUCAGUCACUCACUGUACCACAUCAUAUCUGUUCCAAAGAAAGGGGACACGGUUUUUGCACCUCUAACUGAGCUUAUUGAAGGGCUUAGCUGUGAAAAAUAUCAUCGUUGGGAACGGCUUUGGAUGGUUAGUGAUAGACAAGAAAGUAUUAUUCAUCCACUAAUCUAUUCUCACCCAGUGACGAAAAAGAAGGUUAUGUGUUUUCACUUGGGAAUGACAAAAGAAUUCUUAUGGGAUUAUGAAACUCCCCAACAACUCCGGACAACUGAUGCUGAAACAAUCGAGAUUCUUGAAGAAAUCCACCAGGAAUUUGUGAAAGAUAAUAAAGCUAUUCAAUAUUCUCAUAAGUGGGAACCAGGUGAUUUCAUAAUUUCUGACAACCUAGCUGUGGGUCAUGAAGCAAGUCCUGAGACUCAGUACCAUCCUUCGGAUGUAGGCUUAAGAGUAAUGCACAGAACAACAGUCAAAGGCCAGCAUGUUCCAACAAAAGAGUAUCCUCUGGAAUAAGGUGCUUUACUCUGUACAUAUGGAACCUGCAGUAAUCUAUCACCUUGUAACUCCUGCCAUUGAAAGAUCUUUGUUUCGUAGACUUUCAAGUAAAUAUCAUUUGCAUUGGUCAAAUUCUUUAAAUUAUUGUGACUAGCUGGCAACAAUUUACCAAGUUCUAGUGUUUAGAAUAUAACCAUUAUAUAUUAGUAUAGAUAUCCAGACUAGAUGUAAACAAUGAUGAAAUUAUUUCAAGAAAGUUGUGAAAGCACAGCAUUUAUUGGAAAAGUCGCACUAUGAUAAUCAAUUGAUAAGCAUUUUCUUAUAGAUUGUCCAAAAUAUCAAGUGAAAACAAGCAUGUUCAAGCAGUGUUUCAGGUUUUUCUUUUACUGUAUUUUUGUUUCUAUUUCAUUUCAGAAAAUCAAUUAUCAUCACACACAUAGAUCUAAAAUAUUGAAAAAAAAUUAAAUGUAAAAAUGCAAUACUUCUUGGAAAUUAAAUGACUAGUUAUAUAUUAGGGCUAGAAAUAAACUUUUUAAUUUUUUGCCACCAGCAAAUGUUUGUAAAAGCAUAGUUCAAAAAUUAUAUUUUUAUGUUGUAUAUGUUUUAACUUCUUAAUUUCAAGUAAAAAAUUUCUUCCUCUUAAUUUUUGUGUCAUGUGACAGGUCUGAGCUCUGAUUUUGUAACUUCAAUAAUAGACUGCUGCAGUUUCAAAUCAGUUAGAAACCCAAGUUAUAUAUAAAUACAAGGCAAGAUUCUAGAACAUACAUCUUUUACCUUCUUCAUUUGCUCAGAUAUCAAUAAAUUUGUCAAACCUACCUCUCUCUCUAAGCAACUUUCCAAGGCACCCCCAGUAGCACAGCGGUAUGUCUGCGGACGUACAACGCUAGAAUCUGGGUUUCGAUACCCGUGGUGGGCAGAGCACAGAUAGUCCAUUGUGUAGCUUUGUGCUUAACUUCAAAAACAAAACAAACUUUCCAAGGCUGUUGGACAUGUUUAUAACCAAUAGAAAAAGCAUACAUAUUCUUCUCUAACAAUGGAGUCUCUCAUUGUCUUUACUUUCCUGCUCUGAUAUUCAGUCAUUAGAGUUUCUUGUACCUUCAAGAACAAAUUGCUACUCCGAAGUGGUUUUGGACAUUUUAAAACUAUAUUUAACAUACUUAGAAAGUUGGCUAAAUUAUAGUAGUUCUGAGUACUUUAUUCUAGUAGCAUAUAUUUUUGUGCACUUAAAUGUUUAUUUGAGAACUGCAUAAAUUAUUUUUUGUACAUCCAAAAUUGUGAAACUUGUUUAGGUAUACCAAAUGAGGCUGAAAGAAAUGUGUGUUCUAAUUUACACAGAAGAGCAAACCUAUUUGAUAGUAUCAUGGGUAUUACCAAUUUUUGUUUUUCUAUAUAAUGAUUUAAUUUGUAGUUAUAUUUUUAUCAAAAAUAAGUAAAAUUUAAGCAUCUAUGAGAAAAUAGUAAUAUAUAUAUAUAUAUAUAGAUAAUUAUAGCCUCUUCCUUUCACAGUUGCUAUAGUGACAGAAUGACAUUUCGUUACCCUUCUGUAGUUGUUUAGCAGUGAGUUCUCUUGGGAAAUAGCUUAUGCUGAUGUUCCAUAAGCAUACAUUCCAACAGCCAUUAAUAUCUGAAUUAAUUGAGGGAAAAUAUAAAGUUUGUCCAGAAAUAAUCAAAAGUCCUAGUAUAUUGUAUUUGUUUAUUACAGAGCGUUUCAAAAAAAGGUCUAGAACAGGUCUAAUUUUGAAUAAAAAAUAAUUAUGCUUAUAAUUAGUUGUAGUAAGAGCAUUAGCAUUAUUAUUGAUUUUUAGGUUGUUUUAUAUAUAGCCAAAAAUGUAUCCCGAGAGGAAACCUUAGAAAUUCAAGGAAUAAAGAAAAUAUGAUACAUAAGAAAGUAGUCUGAAAUAGAAGGAUUAUAGUUACAACUGAUUCCUAUAGUUACAUCUAAGUAAGCUAAAAUAUCCUAAACAGUGAAAUCUGUCCAUUUUAUAGUUUUUUUUAACUUGGUGAUUUAU
This is a messenger RNA of Limulus polyphemus (Atlantic horseshoe crab), 2971 nucleotides long. Its product is annotated as alpha-ketoglutarate-dependent taurine dioxygenase-like. Gene Ontology annotation, molecular function: oxidoreductase activity. The coding region runs from base 93 to 980 and encodes 295 amino acids. Lineage: Eukaryota; Metazoa; Arthropoda; Merostomata; Xiphosura; Limulidae. The transcript has 6 exons. The record is from RefSeq and is a predicted model, not a curated record.